AUGACGUCACUGAUCGAGGGUGUGUCCUCCUCCUCCUCCUCGUCCUGCUCCCCGUGCGCGGCCCCGCUGCUGCAGGUGGAGCUGCCGCAGGUGCCGCGGGCGCUGCUGCGCGCCCUGAACCGGCAGCGCCUGGAGGGGACGCUCUGCGACGUCUCGGUGCGCGUCCAGGGCCGCGAGUUCCGCGCGCACCGCGCCGUGCUGGCCGCGGCCUCGCCCUUCUUCCAGGAGCAGCUGCUGCUGCGCGGCGCGGGCGCGGCCAUCGAGCUGCCCCCGGCGCUGGAGCCCGCGGCCGUGGCGGCCGUGCUGGGCUGCGCCUACACCGGGCGGCUCUCGCUGCGCCGCGGGGCCCUGCUGGCCACGCUGACCGCGGGCAGCGCGCUGCAGAUGUGGCACGUGGGACAGGAGGAGGAGGAGGAGGAGGAGGAGGAGGGGAGCGAGGAAGGGCCGGAGCCCAGCCCCGAGGGGCCGUUCCCGGGUCCCAGCCCCGUUCUGCCCCAAAACCGCCGCGUUUUGCCCCAAACUCCCCGGGUGAAGCGGCGCUGGCUGCAGCAGGACCUGGUGCUCACCUGCGAGGAGGAGGAGGAGGAGGAGGAGCCGCCCCCGAUGGAGGGGAGGGAAAAUUCGGGAAUGGGGUCCGGAAAUAGCCGGGAAAAUUCGGGAAUGGCGCUCAAGAGGAACCAGGAAAAUUCGGGAAAAGGGUUCGGGAAUAGCCGGGGAAAUUCGGGAAUGGGGCUGGGGAGGAACCGGGGAAAUUCGGGAAUGGGAUCGCGGGAAAAUUCGGGGAUGGGAUCCCGGGAAAAUUCGGGGAUGGGAUCCGGGAGGGGUCGGGGUUCCUGGGGCGGCGAGGAGAUUCGCGGGAUUCCGCACGGAAAUGAGGAAAUUUCGCUCGGAAAUGAGGAAAUGUUGCUCGGAAACGCUGGAAUUUCACACGGAAAUGAGGGAAUGUCACUCGGAACCGAGAGAAUCGUGCACAGAACCGGCAGAACUUUGCGUGAAAACGAAGGAAUUUUGCACAGAACCGGCAGAAUUUUGCACGAAAACGAGGAAAUUUUGACCGGAAUCGUAAUUUCGCACGAGAACGAGGGAAUUUUAACUGGAAUCAGCAGAAUUCCGCACGAAAGUUCGGGAAUUUUGAGCAGAACCGGCAGAAUUCGGGACGGAACCGCGGGAAUUUUGAUGGGAACCGGCGAAAUUCUGCAUGGAAAUGAAGGAAUUUUAACCGGAAUCAGAGGAAUUCCGCACAGAACUUUGGGAAUUUCGCAGGAAAAUUCGGGAAUUUUGACCAAAACCGCCAGAAUUCGUGAGGGAACUGAGGGAAUUUUGAUGGGAACUGGCGAAAUUGCGCUCGAAAACUCGGGAAUUCUAACUGGAAUCAGAGGAAUUCCGCACAAAAUUUCGCACAGAACCGCGGCAAUUUCGCAGGGAAGUUCGGGAAUUUUGACCAGAACCGGCAGAAUUCGGGAGGGAACCGCGGGAAUUUUGACGGGAACCGGCAGAAUUUGGUAUGAAAAUGAGGGAAUCUUGACCGGAACCGACGAAAUUCCGCACGAAAACUCGGGAAUUCUGACUGGAAUCAAAGGAAUUCCGCACAAAAUUUCGCACAGAACCGCGGGAAUUGCGGAGGGAACUGAGGGAAUUUUGACCGGAACCGGCGAAAUUCCAGAGGGAACCGCGGGAAUUUUGCACCGAGCCGGCGGAAUUCCGCACGGAAACGAAGGAAUUCUAACCGGAACCAGAGGAAUUUCGCACAGGACUUCGGGAAUUCCGCAGGAAAAUUCGGGAAUUCUGACCAGAACCGGCAGAAUCCGGGGCGGAACCGAGGAAAUUUUGACGGGAACCGACGGAACUCCGCACGGAAAUGAAGGAAUUUUAACCGGAAUCAGAGGAAUUCCGCCCAAAAUUUCGCAGGGAAAUUCGGGAAUUUUGACCCGAACCGCCAGAAUUCGUGAGGGAACCGAGGGGAUUUUGCACAGAACCGUCGGAAUUCUGGACGGAACCGCGGGGAUUCCGAGCAGAACCGUCAGAAUCCCGCAGGAAAACGCGGGGAUUCCGCCCAGAACGGCGCGGAUCAGAGGGCCCGGCCCCGCCCAGGGCGCACCUGCGCGCCAGGUGAGCGCGGGCAGGGCGGGCAAGGGCGGGCAGGUGUUCGUGUGCCACUGCGGGAAGGCGUUCUCGCACCGCUCCAUGCGGCAGCGGCACGUGAACAUGCACCUGGGGCUGCGGCCCUUCACCUGCGCGCUGUGCCGCAAGCGCUUCAAGAUGAAACAUCACCUGACGGAGCACAUGAAAACGCACACGGGGCUGCGGCCCUACACCUGCCACACCUGCCACCGCUCCUUCAUGUGGAGGGACAGCUUCGUGCGGCACCGCGGCACCUGUGCGGGGACACCCGGCACACCUGAGUGACACCUGGGACACCUGAGUGACACCUGGGCACAGAUACUGUCACACCUGUCACACCUGCCACACCUGCCACCGCUCCUUCAUGUGGAGGGACAGCUUCGUGAGACACCGCGGCACCUGUGCGGGGACACCCGGCACACCUGAGUGACAC
Messenger RNA from Melospiza melodia melodia, 2554 nucleotides. Its product is annotated as aggrecan core protein-like. Gene Ontology annotation, biological process: regulation of transcription by RNA polymerase II. The coding region runs from base 1 to 2406 and encodes 801 amino acids. The record is from RefSeq and is a predicted model, not a curated record. The transcript has 3 exons. Lineage: Eukaryota; Metazoa; Chordata; Aves; Passeriformes; Passerellidae. Gene Ontology annotation, molecular function: DNA-binding transcription factor activity, RNA polymerase II-specific; RNA polymerase II cis-regulatory region sequence-specific DNA binding; protein binding.